Messenger RNA from Culex quinquefasciatus (southern house mosquito), 484 nucleotides. RefSeq lists its product as uncharacterized. The transcript has 2 exons. The record is from RefSeq and is a predicted model, not a curated record. NCBI's taxonomy places the organism in Eukaryota, Metazoa, Arthropoda, Insecta, Diptera, Culicidae. Bases 36 to 404 code for a protein of 122 amino acids.
UCAAUCGGAACAGUUUCAGCGUCUCAUCAGUCGAAAUGUACAAGUUUGUGUUGCUCCUGGCGUGUGUGUCUCUGGUGCAGGGUUUGAUGCCCAUGCUGCGGAUCAACAAGGACAUCAACCGGAUCGACUUUGGCGACGUUCAGCCAACCCCACGGGAGCAUCGGCGCCAGCAGCGGCACAACAAGCACGAUCAGGGAUACGGCGGUUAUGCGCCGGCCCACGGGUACCAUGACCAGGGAGGUUACGAUCAUGGACAGUACGCGGGGCAGAUUCAGCAACAGCUGCACCACGGAGGUCCGUACCCGAAGUUCUUUGCGUACUACAACGCCGGAGGAAAGCGGGGUGGUGGACUGGGCUCGCGCAGAAAUAAGGGUGGCGUUCAAUAUGGACUUCUGCUUGGUUGAAAGAAAUUUAUAUUUGGUAGAGUUUAAUUUAAAAUCAAGAUUCAAUUGUAUUGCUUAAGAAAGAGAUAUAAAAAUAAAUG